Phoenix dactylifera (date palm) is the source of this 1644-nucleotide messenger RNA. RefSeq names its product actin-101-like. Lineage: Eukaryota; Viridiplantae; Streptophyta; Magnoliopsida; Arecales; Arecaceae. The record is from RefSeq and is a predicted model, not a curated record.
UCAAAAAUUUUGUGGAAGAAAAGUUUAGGCAAGUUCAUUCGAAUUUUCCUCCACGCCUCCCGGCUCUAUAUAUAAGGCUCUCGCCUCUCUUUCCCCUUUCGUAUAGCCGUUCCUUCGGAAUCGCCCCCAUUUUUCUUCGGAACAAAGUGCACGUUCAGCAGAUCUUUGGCGGAUGGCUGAUGCCGAGGAUAUCCAACCUCUCGUCUGCGACAAUGGCACUGGAAUGGUCAAGGCCGGCUUUGCUGGAGAUGAUGCACCUAGGGCAGUUUUUCCUAGCAUUGUAGGCCGACCUCGCCACACUGGUGUCAUGGUUGGGAUGGGCCAGAAGGAUGCCUAUGUAGGUGAUGAGGCCCAGUCGAAAAGAGGAAUCCUUACCUUGAAGUAUCCGAUCGAGCAUGGUAUUGUUAGCAACUGGGAUGACAUGGAGAAAAUCUGGCAUCACACCUUUUACAAUGAACUCCGUGUCGCCCCUGAGGAGCACCCUGUGUUGCUCACUGAAGCUCCUCUCAACCCCAAGGCAAACAGAGAAAAGAUGACCCAGAUUAUGUUUGAAACCUUCAAUGUGCCUGCCAUGUAUGUUGCCAUCCAGGCCGUCCUCUCCCUCUAUGCCAGUGGUCGCACAACUGGUAUUGUGCUGGAUUCUGGUGAUGGUGUGAGUCACACCGUCCCAAUUUAUGAAGGAUAUGCUCUCCCUCAUGCCAUCCUUCGUUUGGAUCUUGCUGGUCGUGAUCUGACCGAUGCCUUGAUGAAGAUCCUUACCGAGAGAGGUUAUUCCUUCACUACCACUGCAGAACGGGAAAUUGUCAGGGACAUGAAGGAGAAGCUUGCCUAUGUUGCCCUUGACUAUGAGCAAGAGCUGGAGACAGCUAAGAGCAGCUCCUCUGUCGAGAAGAGCUAUGAGCUGCCUGAUGGGCAGGUGAUUACCAUCGGGGCAGAGAGAUUCAGGUGCCCGGAGGUGCUCUUCCAGCCAUCCCUGAUCGGCAUGGAAGCUGCUGGAAUCCAUGAGACCACUUACAACUCCAUCAUGAAGUGUGAUGUGGAUAUCAGAAAGGAUCUGUACGGCAACAUUGUUCUCAGUGGUGGUUCAACUAUGUUCCCUGGUAUUGCCGAUCGUAUGAGCAAGGAAAUCACGGCCCUUGCCCCGAGCAGCAUGAAGAUUAAGGUGGUUGCCCCUCCCGAGAGAAAGUACAGUGUCUGGAUUGGAGGUUCUAUCCUUGCCUCUCUUAGCACUUUCCAGCAGAUGUGGAUAUCAAAGGGAGAGUACGAUGAGUCUGGUCCUUCGAUUGUUCAUCGGAAGUGCUUCUAAAUUCCCAGGGUUAUUGUCUCUUCUCUCUUCAAGCGGCUUUUGAGUGAGUCAUAUAAGCUUUUCUAGUUGAGAUUGUUGUGGUUUUCUUGAGGAUCUGUUAAAUUUGCUUGGGUCAUGUAUACUUAGAUAUUAUCAGUAUAUUUCAUGGAUGCCAUUAGAUCAGCACUCGAUCUUCAUUCUUAUUUUGUUCCAGCUGUGUAGGCUGUUGCUGUAUGGUAGUACUAGCACAGUAUCUAAUUAUCAAAUUUGGUUUUUGGUUUUUAGAUCUAGCAGCUUGAUGUACCUGUCUAUUUAUUUUUAAUUGCUUGUUAAUAUAUUGUGUGUCGAAGUUUGAGGCA